Colletotrichum graminicola M1.001 is the source of this 912-nucleotide messenger RNA. Its product is annotated as short chain dehydrogenase. The record is from RefSeq and is a predicted model, not a curated record. The transcript has a single exon. Lineage: Eukaryota; Fungi; Ascomycota; Sordariomycetes; Glomerellales; Glomerellaceae. Gene Ontology annotation, molecular function: oxidoreductase activity. Bases 1 to 912 code for a protein of 303 amino acids.
AUGUCGACCGGACAAAAGACGUCGGGCCCCCAGGGCAACGACCUCUUCACCCGUGACCACCUCUUCGACCUCACCGGCAAGGUGGCCCUCGUCACCGGCGGCGCCACGGGCAUCGGCCUCAUGGCCACGCAGGCCCUCGCCGCCAACGGCGCUCGCGUCUACAUCGCCUCGCGCAACCAGGACAAGAUCGACAACGCCGCCAAGACGUACGGCCAGAACGUCGCCGGCGAGAUCAUCCCGCUGCAGGCCGACGUCACGAGCAAGGCCGACAUCGACCGGCUCUUCGCCGAGAUCGAGUCGCGCGAGGGCGGGGUCCUCGACGUGCUCGUCAACAACGCCGGCGUGUCCUCGGGGCCCGUCGAGGUCGAGAGCUCGGGCGCCGAUGACAUGGCCUCGACCCUCUUCGGCUCCGACUCGUCCACCUUCGACGACUGGACCGAGACGUACCGCACCAACGUCGCCGCGCUCUUCUACGUCGCCGCGCGCGCCCUGCCGCUGCUGCAAAAGUCCACCGACCAGCGGCCCGGCUGGUCCGGCGCCAUGAUCAACAUCAGCAGCAUCAGCGGCAUGAUCAAGAAGUCGCAGCACCACUUCUCCUACAACGCGUCCAAGGCCGCCGCCAUCCACGUCAACCGCAUGCUGGCCGAGGAGGUGGCCGCCAACGGGCUCAAGGUGCGCGUCAACAGCAUCGCCCCGGGCGUCUUCCCGAGCGAGAUGACCACCAAGGAGCCGGCCGACGACGAGCAGAAGAGCGCCAUCCCCAAGAGCAAGUACGCCGACAAGGUGCCCGCGGGCAGGCCCGGCAAGGACGAGGACAUGGCCGCGACGGUGCUGUUCUUCGCAUGCAACCAGUACCUCAACGGGCAGACGCUCGCCGUGGACGGCGGGUAUACGCUUGCUGCUGGAUUGUGA